AUGAGCACAUAUUCGAGCAUUGGCCUCUUCCUCUGGGCCUUUGCGUACACCUUGUCUCUUUACCAUCCAGGAACGGUCUACACGAGCGCCAGUCCUGUUGCUGGAACGCAAGCGAGCUUCGACUGGAACAAAGUAAGUACUAUCCUGGAGGACGUGAUCAACAACCGACCCUUGUGUACUAACUCACGCCAGCUGACUCCAUCAACAUCCUUGAACUGGACAUCAUGCUUUGAGAACUACACAUGCACGAGACUUCAAGUCCCUCUCGACUACAAGGACCCGUCCGUCGGAAGCACCUCCAUAGCAUUCAUCAAGUUGGCCGCUCAGAACAACUCCGACACAGCUCCUAACAUUCUGAUAAACCAAGGUGGCCCAGGAGGGUCGGGAGUUGAUUUUCUUCUAUCGACAGGGUCGCAGCUGGUCGAAGUUUUCGGACCCAACUACAACAUCGUUGGCUUCGACCCACGGGGAGUCAACAACAGCGGACCUGUCGUGGACUGCUUUCCCAACGACCCUGAUGCAAGAGCCGCAUACAAGGACCUGUUCUUCACUGUGACGGCCAAUUCGUCUUCAACCUCCCUCGAUCAGCAGUUCUACUCCGCCGACCUCUUCGGACAAUGGUGCAGUACGACGUUCCAGAAGAAUGCCAGUGGUGAAUAUGUGAGCACACCGGCAGUCGCCACAGACAUGCUUUCAUAUGCCAAAGCCGAGCAGAAAGCGGCCGGGAAGCCCGAAGAGGAAGCCAAAGUGUGGUACUAUGCACUCAGCUAUGGGACCGUGCUGGGUUCGACUUUCGCUGCCCUUUAUCCUCAGAACGUGGGACGCAUGGUGCUCGACGGAGUCUUGGACGGCCAGGAUUACUUCAAUGGCGCGUGGAAGUCGAGUCUUUACCAGUCGGACCAAGCUCUUGGUACUUUUUCGACAUACUGCCAUCUUGCAGGUCCGAAGAACUGUUCGUUUUGGGGCCCGUCACCGCAGAACAUCACCGCACGGUUGGACGACAUUUUGUCCACGCUCCAGAGCCAUCCUGUGCCUGUGACGGGUCUCGAUGGCCAAAGCGAACCGGGACUUGCAACGUACACAGAUCUGAAACAGCUGCUGCUGUGGACCGUGUACGCUCCUGUCCAAAGAUUCCCCCUUCUUGCGGAUGCUCUCGUUGCUCUCGAGAACGGGGACGGCUCCCAGGUGAUGAGUGGCCUCGAAAACGUCGUCGAAGCCAAGGAUGUCGAAAGCAUUGUCAAGUGCGUUGACGGCUAUCGUGCAACCGAUUUGUCUACUCUGAGAGCGUACCAGGAUUAUGUCGGCGUCCUCGAGAAUCAGAGCCACUAUUUUGGGGAUGCAUGGCCGACAAAUUCCAACAAUGUCCUCUGCAGAUCUUUGAACCUUACCACGUCCAAGACGCGGAGCUUUUCUGGCUUUUCGCACCCGACCACAUACAACACUUCCUUUCCCAUUCUAUACGUCGCCAGCACAAUUGACCCUGUCACACCGACUUCCCGGAAUCCUCCCAGAGGGGCCUACAAAAUGUCUCAAUAUUUUCCUGGGUCGGUUAUCCUGAUGCAGGAAUCAGUUGGCCAUACUGCCAGCAUAAGCAUAUCAGAAUGCCUCGCGGGAAACAUUGUGUCGUAUCUCUCUGGAACCUUGCCCAAAGUCAACACGACUUGCCAUGGAGCCCCAGUCCCGUUCCAGGAUACCAUAUCAGGGUAGUAAAUGGCAGGUUAACUGCAUGAGGACUUGUCUUCGGGCGCGAGCUUUGCUUGAAGCAGCCGGAACUGGAGCAGACGCUGUUGGUGAUGGACGCGUCCCAGUUG
Molecule: messenger RNA, 1811 nt
Organism: Exophiala xenobiotica
Lineage: Eukaryota; Fungi; Ascomycota; Eurotiomycetes; Chaetothyriales; Herpotrichiellaceae
Exons: 5
Coding region: 1-1707 (568 amino acids)
Source: RefSeq, a predicted model, not a curated record